ACGAAAAAACGGUGGGUGUAUUUAGUCGUACACGAAUCUCUGCUCUGAAAAGAUCUCGCUGUCAAUUAUCGUAGAGCCAACUGGAUAACAAGGACUUGUAGAAAAUGAAGUCGUACCUUGCCCUCGUCGUCUUGGUAGCCUUCUUCGCAUCAGGAGAGGCGCUCAAGUGUUAUAACUGUCACGAUGAACCGAAAAAUACAACGUGCGGUGAUUCAUUCAAACCCUCCGAUGAUCUUCUUAAAGAAUGUUGGUCCGGAGAGCAAUGCACGAAACAAGUUUUGGUAACAUCCAAAAAUGGAACAUUCGUAGUGCGCGGAUGCGGCAAGCCCGAAGAUUUAAAUUUUGGCCCAUCUGCAGGCUCAAAAAUCAAAGGAAUGGGAAUCAAAGAUGCUGAAGUUCACUUCUGCGAUAACGAUAAAUGUAAUGGAGCGGGUUCUUUGGCCGCUACUGUAGUCACGACUAUGGGUCUUGCGGUGCUUGCUGCGAAAUGGAAUUAAAAAAAGUUUUUUUAAGCUAAGAAAAUUCCAAAAAAUGAGAAUUUAAUUAUCCACAUAAAUAAAUUCUAACGUUGAAAUAGAUCAAUCUUAAUUUAAAAUUAAAAUAUAUGAAUGUACUGAUUUUGUGAGGAGACAAUAAAAAAAAAAAAAAAAA
Venturia canescens is the source of this 651-nucleotide messenger RNA. RefSeq lists its product as uncharacterized. The transcript is spliced from 3 exons. The coding region runs from base 105 to 497 and encodes 130 amino acids. NCBI's taxonomy places the organism in Eukaryota, Metazoa, Arthropoda, Insecta, Hymenoptera, Ichneumonidae. Gene Ontology annotation, biological process: regulation of synaptic transmission, cholinergic; positive regulation of voltage-gated potassium channel activity; sleep. The record is from RefSeq and is a predicted model, not a curated record.